Molecule: messenger RNA, 834 nt
Organism: Branchiostoma floridae (Florida lancelet)
Lineage: Eukaryota; Metazoa; Chordata; Leptocardii; Amphioxiformes; Branchiostomatidae
Product: hematopoietic prostaglandin D synthase-like
Exons: 5
Coding region: 97-714 (205 amino acids)
Biological process (GO): glutathione metabolic process
Molecular function (GO): glutathione transferase activity
Source: RefSeq, a predicted model, not a curated record
GCAUAUUUACACCUGUCGAAGAUAAGGGACCGCCCAUUCCAGUUCUGCAUCGAGACACCGCUAGCUAGCCACAAGAACGUCCAAACAGGACCCAGGAUGGCGCCCAAGUACAAGCUGACGUACUUUGACGUCCGAGCUCGCGGUGAGCCGACCAGGCUGCUAUUCGCCGCUGCUGGGGUUGAGUACGAGGAUGUGAGAAUCACAUUCGACCAGUGGCCGGCACACAAAGACAGCACUCCGAUGGGCGUACUGCCCAUUCUCGAGGUGGAUGGGAUCACCCUCAGCCAGAGCAUGUCCAUAGCUCGCUUCAUUGCAAGGGAGACGGGACUGGACGGUAAAACCAGGCUAGAGCGGGCCCAGGCAGACGCCUUUGUAGACGAGCUUGAGGAGCUGAUACCGAAAAUGGCUGGUGUGGUAGUAUUCGCCAAGGAUGAAAAAGACAAGGAGGAAAAGUCGAAGGAGUUGGAUAAGUUGAUCGCAGAGAGACUCGGCAAGUGUGAGAAGCUGAGCGGGUCUGACGGACAUCUAGUGGGCAACAGCCUUCUGUGGUGCGACCUGGUGUUAUUUAACAUCGCGCAUAACAUCGAGGAGGUUUACAAAGCGGGAACCAUGCAGGACUACCCCAAACUGACCAAGGUGUGCGACACGGUCAAGGCCAACCCGCGCAUCGCCAAGUGGAUGGCCGAGCGUCCCGCAGGGAUGUUCGACUUCUGAGGGGAUGAUGGGAGAUGUUACAUGACGUCACUGAUGACGGAGAGAUGGAAGUCAAAGCAGUUUCUCAGGAUUUUGACACAGAAUAAAUACUAUUUUUCCUUCCAUUUGACAUCAAAUGUA